AUGCAGUCACAAGACUCGUCUUCGUCAGCGCUGUUGCCGGGAUCUAGACAAGUUGCGCCGUUGAGAGAUUCACCUUCUGACUCUCGUAUUAGCUUGUCGUCUGAUGCUUCUGCAAGCAGCGAUAAUGCACCUGCAAACGCUCCCGCGACUUUGUAUUCAGGAUCAAGUAGUGAAAUCUCGUCGACAGCAGCUUCUGAAAACUCGAACUCGGAAUUUUCUGAUAAGACUUCUGCAAAUGUGUCAAUUGCCGACGCAACACCCGAUCAGAUACCAUGGAGCCCGCCUCCGGUGCCUGAUAUUCCCAAAAUGUCGUCUACUACUGUAUCAUCGGGGUCCGACAGCUCUUCUUCCGCUACUAGCUCGUCGGAGACUUAUGAAAAUGCUGGCUCGUCUAGCUCGGUGGACGUUCCAUUUAGCCCCCCCCCAAUAGCGAGUACACCACAGACGAAAGCUUUGAAGACAAGCCAUGGAUCCGACCUGUCAGACUCGACGGAUAGCUCCAAUGUAUCGCCUUCUUCGAAUUCUGAUCUAUCAUCCCAAUCAUCCGAAUCAUCGGAUGAGCCAUGGAGUCCUCCUCCAGUGGCAUGGAGUCCUCCUCCGAUACCUAGCCCACUAAGUCAAAGUUCUACUUUGUCUGGCAAGACUUUGACGUCUUCAAGAUCCGACUCCUCAUCCAACUCCAAAGAUUCGAUGUCAGCUAAUCCUGUGAAAACCGCAAAACCUACUGCAUCGAAAUCUCCACCGUCUUCUGAUGAGGGCGCGGCGAGUCCCGCUCCUGUAACUCGACCUCCAACUGUGACAAAAAAAUUGAAAGAAUCCUAUGACGAUUCUCAGACUUUGCUCACAUCAAAAUCACCGGAAGGUUCUAACAAAGGCAACACCACUUACGAGGCAGAAGUUACAUUUGAAUCGAUUGAGUCGACGUCGCCGAGUCCUGCUCCUAGAACAAGGACGCCCAUGGUAGGCUUUCAGAUAAAGCAUGCAGCUGACGCUUCGUCGGACUUAGUCGGAAUUGUAAUUCCUGCAGACAUUCCCGACGUUAAAAAUUCGACUGCUAGAGCAGUGACAAAACAUACUGAUCCAGGCAGUCAGGAUCAAAGUGAAAUGCAGACAACUAAAGACGACCAUCUAGUCGUGUUAGGUGACACUGCCUCUGCAAUCAUUUAUACGGACGGAAGUCAAAUGACGACGUUUCAAAAGUACAGUCGAGGGAACGGUGACCUACAAGCACUCAGAGAUUCUAGCGGAUCAUUCAGUCACCUUAUCGUGGGUGGCGGCAACCGAGCGAAUCUGCCACCAGGUGCGUCCAUUUCGCUUUCGGCGACGUCCCAAGAGAUUCAAAACGCAUUGUUAUACGCAAGUUAUGCGCUCGGUAUUGUCUCGGCAAUCUUAUUGAUGUUUUUCCAUGUCUUGGCGCUGCACCGACCACCGUGGUUACGUGGGACUUCACAUGGCAAUCGUCGUGCUAGCAUAGAAUGGUUUACACCAAACGUGUGGGAACUAGCGGUCGUCGUGGGCUAUAUGCAGCAUAUCAACUCGAUCGCAAUGCUGGAACUCACUAAAGCGCCUCAGAUCGUCUUGGACUAUACUGACUCGUUCUCGAUCGUGAAUUUACAUUUUUCGUCGGUAACGACGACUGCGGCAUCAGUAGCUGCCCGAAGGUUGCAACUCAUUAUCUUGACAGGCGUGGUGGCGUUUGCUGACCGUAUUGGCAUCAAUGAAGACGAGGUGCUGCUCAACGCCUUUUGGACCUUUCUGGCGGUUCUAGCUGCUGUAGUGAUGCUCUUUGCAUUGUUUGCUGGCUCAGCCUACUAUAACCACAGUAUGUCGGAAGAUGCGAAAUCAGCGUUCUAUCCCACACAAUUGCGCCACAGCUCUGCUAUGUGCAUCGUGGGUCUAGGUGUCGCUUUGUGGAUACUCAGUAUCUUCCCAUUAGUUUCGAUGUCCUCGUUUGAAGUGGUGAUGGAGUUGCGAUAUCGUGUGGGAUUUGGCCUGGCAGUGGCUCUCUUUUCGCUUUGGGCUGUCGUAGGAGGUGGUCUAAGCUUUACAUUUUUAAGCGUACGAGCCAUUCCAAACAACGAUGCCUUUCGUUUCAAGUAUUUUGCAGUAUGGGGAACGCUGUAUGGCGGCUCCAAGAUGACGUUUCGGUAUUUUUUUGUCAUAGCGGUCGGGGUCCAAGCUCUUCUUGGCAUCGCCACUGGUGCUAUUCAGGGUGUACCAACUCAACUCGUUGCGCUGAUGGUCUCGCACCUUCUCUUUGUUGUUGCAGCCGUCAUCAUUCGUCCCUUUGCGGCUAGCUGGGUGCUUAUAUUUGUGGUGGGUCUACGUGUUGUCGCUAUUGUGAACGUGUUGUGCUGUUUCGCUUUCCUCACAUCCAGUGAAUUGAGCAUGUUCUGGCGUGCUAUAGUAGCGCAAGGUUUCGUCAUCUUUAACUCGCUCAUGUUCUUUCUGUUUUUCGCGCGGUACGUCACGAUGUUUGUGCUGGUGCUGAAGCGCUGGUCGAGUUUUGCACAGCGCGAUAGCUUCCAACAAUCACAUCACCAUAAUCUGAAGCACCAGCAGGGAAUCUAUGAUAGAGAGAGCGAAAAUCCUGUUUUUUUGACGUAUGAUAUGCGCCAUCACAAACAAUUUAACGAAUAUAACGACGGUGGUAGAUUCGAUGCGUCAGGAGCAGGAUUUACACCCACACAAGGCUCAGAACAUGGAGACUUUUCUGAAUUUACGUCGAGUCGAUUUGCAUCCACGCCAGUGUUUGCAACCGGUCGAUCGUAUAACCAACAACAACAUGCGUCAACUCCCUCGAGCUUUUUCUCUGAUCCGCGCUCGCACGAACACUUUUAUCAGUGA
This is a messenger RNA of Plasmopara halstedii, 2847 nucleotides long. Its product is annotated as TRP-like family. The transcript has a single exon. Gene Ontology annotation, biological process: transmembrane transport. The record is from RefSeq and is a predicted model, not a curated record. NCBI's taxonomy places the organism in Eukaryota, Oomycota, Peronosporomycetes, Peronosporales, Peronosporaceae. Bases 1 to 2847 code for a protein of 948 amino acids.